This is a messenger RNA of Pseudomyrmex gracilis, 3264 nucleotides long. RefSeq lists its product as uncharacterized. The record is from RefSeq and is a predicted model, not a curated record. Lineage: Eukaryota; Metazoa; Arthropoda; Insecta; Hymenoptera; Formicidae. The transcript is spliced from 4 exons. Bases 106 to 2208 code for a protein of 700 amino acids.
GCCACAUUUGCGAGUGAUGUAUAUGCAUGCAAUAAUNAUCUUUAAAUCUUUAUAUCUAUACUAUCAAUUUCAUUUUUUCUGCAGUAUAACAUACACUGCAAAGUCAUGCCAAAACAGAUANAACAAAAGCAAUACAGUCUGAAAUAUCGGCGAAGACUUGCACAGCAAACAGUGCACGAUAUAGAAAAGAAUCUACAGACUCAUCAUGCAAGCGACGAAAUGCCACAUUUGGAUAAUCGCGAUAGUUAUGUGGAGGAAAACGUCAAAAAAGCAGAUUGCUUUUCGCAAAUCGUUCAAGAUGAAAUGAUCCAAGAGGUCUUACAAGAUGAGGAAGAAAUCAUGCAAGAAGAAAGAAUUAGAGAAGAAUUAAUANCGUCCGACGAAUACGAUAGUGAUCUUUUGUCGGAAUCGGAAGAUGAAAAUAAUGGUAUCAAUAUUGAUCGGUUACGACAAAAUCUAGUAAAGUGGAUUCAUACAAAUAAUAUAUUUAGAUCCGCAAUAACCGCUUUAUUAAGGGUAUUGAAAGUAGAAGAUCCUAUGAAGUCUCUUCCUGCAGACGCUCGAACGCUCUUAAAAACACCCAGAAAGUCGGAAACUAUUCCAAUGGAACAUGGACGAUAUAUACAUUUUGGUAUUGCGGAAGGUUUACAUCACGUUAUUGAAACAAGCGGCACCAUUGCAUGCAUACCUGAAGAAAUUCAUCUAUCGUUCAAUAUAGACGGAUUACCGCUUACCAAAAGUUCCAAGAGCCAAUUAUGGACCAUUCUGGGAAGUUUCAGAAAUUUNAAGAACAAAUUACCAUUCAUCAUCGGAGCUUUUCACGGGUAUAAAAAACCCCCAGCUGAUGCAGAAGUAUUUUUAAAGUACUUCGUUGAGGAAGCUGAGAGUNUUAUAGAGAAUGGCUAUACCUGGAAAGGUAUUAACAGUAAAUUUAUUAUUGAUUGUUUCAUAUGCGAUGCUUCUGCAAGAGCAUACAUUUCCUGCGUCAAAAGCCAUGGGGGAUAUUAUGCAUGCGGUAAAUGUGAAACCAAAGGCAAGUACUUGGGAAAAGUAGUAUAUCCAGAAAUGGACGCUCCGUUACGAACGGCAGAAUCAUUUGCAACUCAGUCGCAACCAGAACAUCAUAUUGGAAUAAGUCCUUUNAUGAGGCUCAAUAUUGAUAUGGUUUCACAAAUGCCUUAUGACUAUAUGCAUUUAGUGGCAUUAGGCCACAUAAAAAGAAUACUAAAAAUAAUGACUGGAAAGUUGAAUCCGAUAAAGUUAGGUGCACAGCAGGUUUCGGAUAUUUCCGAACGACAGCUUGAACUUCGACAACAUAUUCCGUUUGACUUUGUCCGUAAACCACGAGCUUUGGACGAACUCGAUCGUAUGAAAGCAACUGAACACCGUNAACAUUUGUUUUAUACUGGGCCCGUUGUAUUGCGCAAGAUUGUAAGAUCUGACAUAUAUAAUCAUUUUAUAAAACUAUCUGUGGCGAUGCGUCUUCUAGCAACUCCUGGUAUUGACUUNGAGCAAAAUAGAUAUGCAAAAGGCUUGCUACAAGAAUAUUUUGUUGAAUUCCUACAAUUAUAUGGAGAGGAAAAUGCUACAUACAACACGCAUGGAUUGCUACACUUAGCGGACGAUGCAUUACAGUGGGGAGCACUGGAUGAGUUUUCUGCAUUUACUUUCAAAAACUAUCUACAGCAUAUAAAGAAAUUAGUCAGAGGCAANGAUAAACCUCUUGAGCAAUUAAGUAAUCGGAUAUAUGAAAUUAGAAAUAGCCACUGUGUUGAAUCUUUCAAUGAUGUUAUUAGCACGUAUAAACUAGGAAAAAAAUGCUAUAAUGGAACGGUGAUAGGAGAAUGUACGUCACCUAUGCACAAGGACAUACAGUUCAAGAAUUUUAAAAUUACGACAAAAANACCAAACAACUACUGUAUCAUGACUGACGAAAGUGUUGUAAUGGUGGAAAAUAUUUGCUAUCGCAAUAACUCCGUAAUAGUAAUUGGUAGAAAGUUAAAAAACGGAAAACCUUUUUUNCAUUCGCCAGCGCCGUCAACGUGCUUCGGCAUUAUACAAUUUUCUCAAGAAUAUGGUAGCUUGCAAACAUUUUCAAUUACUAAUAUUAAGAAUAAAGCUGUUGUUCUUCCGAUUUUUGACCAAUCAAACGAAUCUNAAGGCCAUCACAGAAAUGUUGUCGCUUUUCCACUAAUCCAUGGUCAUUAACUUUGAAAAUAUGUUUGCACAUGAAUCUAGAGAUGUCUUUAAAAUUUUGCAUCGUCGACUUCACUAAAGAGAAAGCCGUGGAAGUUGUUCCCGAUUUUUGGAUAUGUGAUUCUUACUGCUCAUGGCCGCCACGUGAUGUAAAUUUUCCAACAAAAUAUGUUAAAAAUAGGUCGGUACCAAAGGAAAAUUGGCCAUCCUUCCAGUGCAGAAUCCUUAAUACUUUUGAUGACUAUGAAACAGCUCGUCNAAACUUAGGGCUAGCUGAAGUAACAUCCGAUUUCCCUAGCGAAGCAGAAAUUACCAGUAAACAAGUGCAUAAACGCAAUAAGAAAUAUUACACUGAUUCAUCCGAAUCAAACAAAGACAAUGUAAAAUCUAAAAAANACAGCGUUCCGAUUUGUAAAUCAUUUAGCCAGAAACAAUUCCAAAAGAAUUGUAAGCCAAAAUCCACAUUUGUUUUGAAUUUAUCCGAUAGCGAAGAAAAUGAGAUUUCGCAAUCAACGGCAAAAGAUCAUGGAAGUUUCGAGCUACAGAUACCAAAACGUCUGCAAGAAAAAUCGAAGCAAAUUAUGAAUACAGUUUCUGCUCCGAAAUCAAAAAAAGAUGCCGCUAUACGUUCACUGUCGUCACUUAAUAUCUACAGUGACCAGUACAAAGAAGGUACUUCAUGUGCAGUUACGCUAUAUCCACAGCACAGUCCGGAGAAUAGAGUAGUUGAAGUCAACAAACUGGCUGAUCAACUCAUUCAACAAAUUCAUCAAGCACAAACAUCUAACAAAAUAAAAAAACCACAAUAUGUUGGAGACUCAGAAUUCGAGAAGCAUGUGAUUAGAGAUCUGACGAUGAUAAAAUUCGAUAUGCGCACACUUGUGGACAUGAUCACCAAAUUAAGCUUCAACAAGCUUACUACUCAUAUAGAUAAAGAAGCUGUUGCCAAACAAAAAGACGAACAGCCAGAAGAAAAUAUUUUGCCAGCUUUCCCACUGCAACAUUGGCAAAAUUUCUGCGACAUGGAGCAUUUACUACACACAAAUGACGCUGCUUGUCGACAACUUG